AGGCCCUACUACUCCCUCGAUGAUUUGUCGAUCUUGACUUGAUUUCGGUUUUGGUUUUGAGUAUAACAUAAUGCUCGCAUGGGCAUGAAGAAGACUCGAUGGUACUGGUAGAGAUGGAACACAAUAAACAAACAAGCUCAACAUAGUCCACCAAACAUAGGCUCGUGCGGGAUGUUGAAACAGGAUUCUGUAUCUGAUGAGCGUAUUUGUUCCUACAGUCCGAAUGGUGCUUUUGUAGGCAUGCAGGAUCACGUACGCAAGUAGGAUUUUUUCUCCCAUUAGGAGCUGCAAGCAUCGUCAAGUACGUAGAGCUUACUUACAACAUGACGAUCCCCGUUUUGUCCUUAACGUUCAAAAAUAUGGGCGACGAGGAACUUGCCUCCGCCCGCAUGUGGUCCCCUCGAACCUCCGCCUGCAGCUCCCCAAGGGAUACUAGUACCGGCACUGCCACCGUCGUGAGCAAGGAAAAUAUCAAGCAAGGGGGAGUUCUGGUGCAUCAACAGGUUGUGGACCACCGGGACGAGCUCCUCCAGCAAGACGAUUUCCGACUGGACGUGGGAAGAAGUAGACCGUCAGCUGGUCGUGCAACGGCGGUUUGCAAGAACAAUUCUUACCACGAUGUUGAUAACACCAGGGGUAAAAAUAUGACGUUUACGUUUUCCGACGGUCUGUUCAACAGCGGCACAACUACAGGCGGAGAAUUGUCGAUGAUGCACCUCCGAACGCCGAUGAAUUGUAACCUCCGGAGGACUACUAGUACGGUUGAGCACGAUGAAGGUGGGACGAAUUGUGGGACCAGCAUGCAGGAGGACGAGGAUCAUCAUCACAACCAUCUCCACGAAGACGAGCGGUUCGCAUCGAAGCAGAAGUCACCGGAUUUCUGGCUGAAAAUUGACGACGACGAGGAAAUGGACAUGUUGCACCUCUUGGACGUCGAAAGCGGACGAACCACGUCGAGGAAUCACGGUGGUGGAACGUCGUUCGGACAAGAAAGCCACAGGACAGCGUCAGGAGCGACUGCCGCAACUAGCGCAAAUCCUUCCUCUAGCAGCGGGGGCCAAGAAACAACCAGAGCCGCCGCUUCGAAUGAUGUGGAGAUGGUGGAUCAAACUACCGUGGACAUAAAACAAGACCAGCAGCAGGGAAGUGAAAUAUCAAAUACCACGGGUGUAGUAAAAGAUCUAGAUGCGAGUACUAAAACUUUAUCGACCUCUUCCACGACCCCGUCCCCGCCCAACCCCGAAGCUGCAGUGCCCGCGAUGAAGAAGUACCAACGAGUUUCUGACGUCCGGAAACUGUUCGAGGAAGAACUUUCCCAGGCGUGCCAGCCGCACGAACCUCUCGUCCAAUCCGCGAUGGAGACGUUGGCGGAGCCGCGACGAUAUGCAUUGCAAAAGUAUCGCACUCGUAUAUAUAAAUGCAUUACAAAUUUCCCCAGCAUGAGAAAUAAAAUUUCUCAUGCAGAUUUUUCUUGAGAAAAAAAUUUGUAAUGCAUGUCCGCAAUUACUACGAGUGCGAAUGCGAUACUUUUGCACAGGAUAGACAAACCGGGGAGCGGAUGCUGUUUAACGCGAAGGUGUUUCAGGCACGAAAGUGCUUCGAGGAAAAGAAUUUACUCCUCAGUCGCCCGUUUAACCACGGGGGUGAUCUAUCACAUGCAAAUAUGUCUGGGUCUGGAAACUUGUAAUGCUGAGCUGUGAACAGUGAAUUCUCUGUAAUGCACAGCGAAGCAUGAGAAAUAUUUGCGCGGCUUACCGUUGCGCUUUCCGCAUGACAAGCUGCGUUUUGCGGGACAAGCAAGAGGGUCUCUUCUUGGACACGCAUGACAAACUCUUCCGUCAUGCCUGACAAGCAUGACAAACCUUGCAUCCUCCCAGACCCAGACACAUUUGCGAUGCAUACGAUCGGAUGUACGACUAUGUUUCGCUGAUUCUCCGACAGAGUCAGGCGGGGACAAGGACGAGGAAUGAAAACGGAGAAGAUCAUGGAGGAGUGCGUGACAGACUUGCACAGCAGCGAGGGCAGCAGCAAGCUGCACCCGGAGGACCGCAUGAGGAUCGACGGGUCGUGCAGGAGCCGCAGCAUCUUCUUCAUCAGGAUCAGAUAAUAACCGCAAGAAGAACAGAUGAAACUAAUACGACCCAAGAACAACUACACCAAGAACAGCAAAAAGAGCAAGAACCUCGCUUCAACACGCACCUGCUGUUAGAAGUGAACGGUGCCUGCAUCUUCGUCUCCCCAGUCGCGAACUUCCCGGGGAGGGGGAUUUUUCCCGAGGAUGAUGAACUUGACAACGUUGAGGAUCAACAUGAGAGCAGUCCUGUUGCCAGGAACAAUUUGAACAACAGACCCUCCAAGAACAAUUUAUCGUCCAACAAUCUGUGGCUGCGUUUCGGCAUUCCCCGCCCCUUCAAAUACCUCCACUUGAACUUCGUGAAUGUCGCGGAUAAGAACCUGUUUGUGAUGAUUUUGCACCAGCUGUCCACCUUUCCCUUCGCGAAACUCCCGAACUUGCCGCUGGAAGAGUUCGUGCGCUUCUGUUUCGCAGACGACAUUCGCGAGCAGAUUCUGUGCAAUAAGAAUUUGUUUGACGACAAUUAUUUUCACCUCAUGCGGAACAAGUGGAAGAACGAUAAUGAAAAGAAUCGCAGUGGUGAAAACGGCACGACGAGCAUGACGAAAAACAAAAACUCGACAAUUACAAACCCCAUCCCGGAUCCCGAGCAAAUCCGGAAUAGCUUCGAAAUAUCAACUGUAAAAAUGUCUGGGUCUGGAAGAUUCCGAGAUUUGUCAUGCAUAUUUCAGAUCACGCAAAUGGCGUCUGAUGCAGGCAAAAGCAUCACAGGUUUUGAGCACGCGUCAUGAUGCCUGUCCCGCAUGAGAAACUUCCUACUUGCGUGCCAAGAAAUGGACAGCUUUUGGCGCUCACGCAACACAAAUUUUUGUGUGUUCCAGAGUUUGCAUCACAAGCUCCAACCCUUCCAGACCCAGACAUUUUUACAUUUGAUACGAAAAGUACGAGCACCUGCGGUCGAAUCUGCAUCUCCUGGAAUUCGCGAUAUCAAAUGCAAAAGUGUCUGGGUCUGGAAGGUUGCAACUUGUGAUGCUGCCUUUGGAAGGUAAAGCAAAUCUGUAUUCUUGUAUGACCAGCAAGAGGAGUGCAGUUUGUGCUACGCGGAGUGGGCGUUUCUCAUGCGGAAUACGCAUCAGAGGGCGCUUUAAAAAUCUGUGAUGCUAUGUCAUGCAUUACAGGCGUCAUGGGGUAUGCAAAAUAUGCAUGACAAAGACAAAUCUGGCAAUUUUCCAGACCCUUACAUUUUGAUUUUUGCAAUUGAUACGCGACGGUCGAUAGUAACACUGGAUGUUUCGUGGACAGCGACACGGCUUUCUCCGAUUUGGUCCAGUAUUCCCCGAGAACUACUUAUCGAAGAAAAAAACAUUGUUUUGUGUAACUUUGUGAUGCGCAACACGCAAGAUGAUUGCGUCUGUCAUGCUGGACAUGCCAUGCUUAUGCUGCAGGGUCCAUUCAAGCGCGUUUUGAAGUGUUGUCUGCGCAUGACAGGUUUUUGGUCUCAACAUGCCAGAAAGAUUUGUAAUGCUGUUCCUCCAAAAAAGAGUUACACCUACAUUCUUUUUUGCUUGGAUACUACGGCGGUGGGGGAAGGCGAGAACUGGGGUACGGAAAACAACAGCAAGGAAACUUAUGGGAGCUGAAAAUGAAAUUGUUGCUGCUGCUGAGUCAAGUAAGUACAAAAUUAUGUCUUUUUUUUUCGCAUGCUUCAUCUAAGUACUAGGACAGUCAUGCGUGACUCCUGUUGUCCAAAAAUGCAUUCGCGAAACCGGCGCAACACGAGAACAGUGACUCAGUUGUAGCGCGACGAGAUUUGGUUUCCAUAAAAUUUGGUCGGACGAGGAGGAGAGGUUGGGUAUCUUUUCAGCGGAAGCGGAAAAUUCGGACCAGGAUAACGACGUCAAGAGACCUCCGCCAGGACCAACCGGUCCGCAGGAGAAGGAGUUGGAUGUCUACGUCGUCUUGCCGUUCGAUAGUGCGAACUACUAGUAGGUUGUCUAAUCGGAGUUGUGCAUUAUUAAUCGGAGGUGGGAUGAACACGUUAGCAGCAGGUCCCCGGUCUCCACAACUGGAGGACGAAUCGAGUCAUAAUUAAUUUGUUCUCGUACACUACCAUCGCCGAGCUGUUUCGAUUCGCUUGCUUUGGAAUUACAAACUAGAACUCCUUUGAAUGAUCCUAGUACUUAUCACGAGAUAGAAGUUUUGCUUUUGGCUACACUACCAUCGCAGAGCUGUGUAAUUAUCAAUGCUUCUCCUUCUGUACAACUAGCGCUUCGAACAAGAUGUGCUGCAUUUAAGUACAAAAAAGAAGGAUCGCCCACUUGUUGUAUGAUAUUAACGUCACACUAGUUGCUGCUGUGGCGCUGACGCACAUGGCAACUUCGCUGUCGUACUGGAAAGAUUAUGUCAUCCUUGACAAGUACCUGCUCACUGAAGAAAGAUGCCUCGAAUCUUCUUCAAACUUCGAAGCACUCUACUUUCAUCGCAAGUACUGACAGUUUCUAGCGUGGAACCAGUUUCUAGCGUGGAACCAAGUACUGACAUUUUCUAGAUCGUUAAAUCUGUUUUGCAUGAUUUUGUUUUGACCCUUUAGCUAAUUUUUUCCUUGUCUUUUGCGAAUCAAGCUUGAAUUCUGCACUAGGGCUGUGUUGAACUGUUAACUCAUACUUGUUUUGAUUUUCCCCUGUGUUUAGCUCGUCAUCGUGAUCGAUGAGGUGGAGCAAUCUUUUCCCCCUCAAAGUAUGCUGACAAUCAACGGACGCAGGAACGAGAACCGCGUCAUCUGUAUGAUGAGAAAGUGUGCACCCCAUUCCCCUUUAUUUUCCCAGUGCGACGAGCUUUUUUAAAGAAGAAGUGAUUUUCCCAAGAAUGAAUCUACCGUCUAGGUCUGAGAUAAACAGUAGAGCUCGUUCGCGGCUUCGUGCUGUUUUGCAUUCUGAUUGAAUCUCAUGAUGGAAGAUGCAUGCAGUAUCAUGGCCGAGCGAGAUUGCAAGUGUGACAAGGACAAUGCGACUCUCAACAACGACUUCCUACUACAACGAACCUCGUUUUUUAUCUACGUGCUGAAGAAAAAAAGAACUUUGUAU
Molecule: messenger RNA, 5157 nt
Organism: Amoebophrya sp. A120
Lineage: Eukaryota; Dinophyceae; Syndiniales; Amoebophryaceae
Source: the annotation of a GenBank genome assembly